GACCUUUUGGCUAGCUAGCUUGAAUGACUAUUUCCCUAGACACUUUGCCAAACAAAACGAUCAGACGAAGGUCCAUCCAUAGGGAAUGCGUUCUAUAGUUCCCCAAAUGCAUAGGAAUGUUUAGUCUUGAUCGUGUGUUUCUCCCGGAGCAAUGUCUUAGGCGAACUUUAGUAAAAACAGUUUGUGAUAUUUUCUUGAGUAGAAGCUCUUUAGUCAACUAACGAAUGAUGUCAAUGUAACUGUCGUAUGGUAGUGUGUGAAACACACCGUUAAUUAUCGAAACAAAUUAUAUUUGUAUAGUUUGUUGCUAGACUUCUUUUGUUUCCCGAAAUCCGCGGUAGGUCAUGGCGGGUAGGAACAACAUUUCCCUUGCUCCUCUAUGUUGCCACGUGUCCACCCGGGGCGUCUUCAUUACGCCGAUUCUGUUGCAAAACGUUUCUUAAACGGAAGGGAACGGGACUGGACCUACCCGAAUGUGUCCAAUAUAAACACUCGUUUGUAGCUGUAAAACUGUUUACAACAGUUUGGACUAAUUAUUACACCCCUGCUAGACAGCUCACUAGUCAUUAGCCAGCGUCAAGCUAAAGCUUUGCCAAUGUAACAAGAAAAUGGACACGGAAUGUCAGUAACCAAAGGCAUAUUGUGACAUUUCGAGGAAAAAUAUGACAAAAAUAUCAGUUGGACAUCGAAAUCUGACUGCAAAGGAGAGAGCCAGGAAGAAUGGGGAAGUUCGAUUGUAGAAUCACGACAACAACAUUCUCUUGUUUCACGAGUAGCUAGCUAACUUCUGUGCAACCUUGAAGCUGUUGUCAUUUGCAACUUUGAAAAUGAUGUAUUCAUCAAGAAGAAAACCAGUCCUCUAUUUCAAAGAAGACAGAAGAAAUGAAACACCAAAAGCACCUCGCCCAGAAGAGUGUAAUCAAUUCUGUUCUGGGAAAUGCACAGUAUACAAACUAUUUGGUCUGUGUGUGGUGCUGGUACUGGUCUCCCUCCUAUGGCUCCAACUCAGCUGUACAGGAGACAUGAGCCGGGUUGUAGUGGAUGACAGACGCCUCCUCCAUCAGCCCUGUCCGCUGGAGAGACAGGCAUCCGCUGCGGACGACCCUUCCUGGGGUCCUCACAAGCUGGCCCUCCUGAUACCUUUCAGGGAGAGGUUUGAGGAGCUGCUGGUGUUUGUCCCCUUCAUGCACACCUUCUUGAACAACAAGAAAAUACUGCAUAAGAUCUUUGUAAUCAACCAGAUGGAUCACUAUCGGUUCAAUAGAGCCUCUCUCAUUAACGUUGGUUACACGGAGAGUGGUAACGACACUGAUUACAUCGCCAUGCAUGAUGUGGACUUGUUACCUCUGAAUGAAGCUCUGGACUAUGGUUUCCCAGAGGAGGGCCCGUUCCAUGUGGCCUCACCAGAGCUGCACCCCCUGUAUCACUACAAGGCAUACGUGGGAGGAAUCCUACUGCUUACCAAACAGCAUUAUCACAUGUGCAACGGCAUGUCCAACCGGUUCUGGGGAUGGGGGAGAGAAGACGAUGAAUUCUACAGGAGACUAAGAACUGCUGGAUUACGGCUCUUCAGGCCCAGUGGGAUAAAAACAGGGUAUAAAACCUUUCGCCACAUCCAUGACCCUGCCUGGAGGAAGAGAGACCAGAAGAGAGUGGCUGCACAGAAACAGGAACAAUUCAAGGUUGACCCUGAGGGCGGGCUGACUAACUUGCAGUACAAGCUGGAGUCGAGACAGGAGCUGACUAUUAGUGGAGCCCCUGUCACUGUCCUCAACACCAAACUGGAGUGUGACACAGACAAGACUCCCUGGUGUCUGUUGAACUAAGAUGGCCCCCAUGAUAGACUUAUGCUGCCUCUCAUCUGGGUUAUGUUCAUUAUCUACCAAACGGAAUAAAACAGACUAAAACAGGGAGGGACUACCUGAGCUUCUCCAAUGAGAAACACUUGUUUUUGUGUGCCCUAAUGAAUAUGACCCCGGUGCUACAGAGGGGUGCUGUUAACCCCUGCUUACUGUGCUACUUCGGGACAGUUUCUGGUCCUGAGGACAUGGCUAAAACAAACAACCGCACCAGGAGACAUGGGUACCAUAUUCUGUCUGGUCCAGAGAAGAGCCGUUGACCUUUGAACCCAGCAACGCCUUCCCUCAUUGGAGAGAUGGAAUGUAUUUAUAAACUAGCUAAAUUAUGAUGUCUUUUAGAACUGCGGCAUAGCCGUCUGACUUGCAUUCAGAACUGUGAGUGACUGGAUCUCAAGCAGGCCUAACUUCAGGGUCUUUUAAACUACAGACACUUUGCCAAUAUUGAUGACACACAAAAGGAAAGGUGUACUGAAAUCAUAAGCAAAGGCCUUUGUGUCUGUUUAUCCAGGUGACCGACCAGGACCAACCCUGCUUAGCUUCAGAGGCCAACCAGCAGUGGGAUGUUGGGUGGUCUGGCUCCUGGGUGUGGUACUAGUGGACCAUUGCCUGUCUUUCAGUUGAAGUCUGCUAUACUGUCUGGAUGAAUGUCUUAUCAUCAGAGUUAGUUUGCUAUGAAAGGGUUUUCUUUCUGACCUUGUGAUGCACCGGGAUUGGCAUGCCACCUCCAUGGUACAUAGCGCUGUAUUCUCAUCCGGUAUCCAUUGUGUCCCAUCAUGUACUCAACUAGUAGUGAGUUGAGUAUCAGAGUGCCCUUUUGGGUUUGUUGUUGAUGGUAAAAUCAGCUUUUAAGGUUUACAGUUGUGCUUUAGAAAGUUUUCAGGGAACGACUAGAUAUUAUGAAAGUAUGUUUAGGUAAUGUCAAGCACAUGUUACAACAGUUUGGCCAUAUACCAUACUGCUGUAAUGUCAAGCGUAUGUUACAACAGUUUGGCCAUAUACCAUACUGCUGUAAUGUCAAGCAUAUGUUACAACAGUUUGGCCAUAUACCAUACUGCUGUAAUGUCAAGCAUAUGUUACAACAGUUUGGCCAUAUACCAUACUGCUGUAAUGUCAAGCAUAUGUUACAACAGUUUGGCCAUAUACCAUACUGCUGUAAUGUCAAGCACAUGUUACAACAGUUUGGCCAUAUAUCAUACUGCUGUAAUGUCAAGCAUAUGUUACAACAGUUUGGCCAUAUACCAUACUGCUGUAAUGUCAAGCAUAUGUUACAACAGUUUGGCCAUAUAUCAUACUGCUGCAAUGUCUUUCUGAAUGAUUCGACAAGUCAGUGGUACCCGAAAAAUGUAUUUGUACAAUAUUCAGUAUUUAUAUAAAGUUAUGAUUCAAAACCCCGGGAA
Molecule: messenger RNA, 3256 nt
Organism: Oncorhynchus mykiss (rainbow trout)
Lineage: Eukaryota; Metazoa; Chordata; Actinopteri; Salmoniformes; Salmonidae
Product: xylosylprotein beta 1,4-galactosyltransferase, polypeptide 7 (galactosyltransferase I)
Biological process (GO): proteoglycan biosynthetic process; carbohydrate metabolic process
Cellular component (GO): Golgi apparatus
Molecular function (GO): xylosylprotein 4-beta-galactosyltransferase activity
Source: RefSeq, a predicted model, not a curated record